Pestalotiopsis fici W106-1 is the source of this 1332-nucleotide messenger RNA. RefSeq lists its product as uncharacterized. Gene Ontology annotation, molecular function: ATP binding; protein kinase activity; protein binding. NCBI's taxonomy places the organism in Eukaryota, Fungi, Ascomycota, Sordariomycetes, Amphisphaeriales, Sporocadaceae. Gene Ontology annotation, biological process: protein phosphorylation. Bases 1 to 1332 code for a protein of 443 amino acids. The record is from RefSeq and is a predicted model, not a curated record. The transcript has a single exon.
AUGGGCGAACUUGUAACUUGCCCGGACCAGGAAUCUGUGGUAGAAAAGUUCAAGCUAUCCGUCCCUCUCGACAAGUUUCCAUCUCAAAUACUUGACCAUGCUCAAACCCUCAAGCACCUCGACCUGUCGGGAACAGGUCUUGCCAGCUUGCCUGACAUCUUUGGUCAAUUCAAGAGCCUGAAGAUAGCCUUUUUCUCCAACUGCAACUUUGAGGUCUUUCCCAAGGAGCUGGCUGCUUGUCCAGAGCUCGAAAUGGUUGCUUUCCGCUCGAAUCGGAUAAGAGAGAUCCCCGAGAAUGCACUGCCGUCGCGACUUCGCUGGCUUAUCCUCACGGGCAACAAGAUUGAGUCUCUGCCCAAGAGCAUAGGCAAAUGCUCCCGCCUACAGAAAUGCAUGCUUUCUGGAAAUUUGCUCCGUGAGCUCCCUGAUGAAAUGUCAUCGUGCCACAAGCUUGGACUCUUACGGCUAUCCGCCAAUCGCAUUGAGAACCUGCCAUCUUGGCUGUUCGAGAUGCCUGAGUUGGGUUUUUUGUCCUUUGCAGGAAAUCCGUGUUCAUCCGAGAGACCAGAAGCUGCCAGCGCUGCUCAGGCGUUGGCAAAAGUGCCUUGGUCUGACGUGGAGACACGCGAGUUGCUGGGUGAAGGAGCGUCUGGUUCAAUAUUCAGAGGGGACUGGACUUGUGCCGGCGAGUCCCGCCCCGUGGCCGUCAAGCUGUUCAAAGGCGACAUUACGAGUGAUGGGACGCCCUUGGACGAGAUGCGUGCGUGUAUGGACGCUGGUUCGCAUUCGAAUUUGAUCGAUCCCCUAGGAGAGAUUCUGGGGCAUCCGGAGAAGAAGGGCUUAUUGAUGCAACUGAUUCCCUCGGUUUAUAAGACCCUGGGGUUGCCUCCGUCGAUGGAAACAUGUACUCGUGAUUGUUUCUUGCCGACCACCACUCUGACGCCGCACCAAGGCUUGAGGAUUCUUCAGGGCAUUGCCUCAGCUGCUGCUCACCUGCAUAAGCGAGGCAUUGCUCACGGCGACCUAUAUGCUCACAAUAUACUAUACAAAGACGAGGGCCAUGCUCUGCUAGGCGAUUUUGGCGCUGCUUCCAUAUACAAAGAUUAUGCCGUUGAGGGCCUCGAGGUUCUUGCUUUUGGACAUCUGAUGGAAGAUGUGAAGAAUCUCAUCGAGGUCGGGCACAGCGAGUCAGAAUCCUGGGUACUGGUGGCAGAUGAAAUGGCGUCACUGCACACAGCUUGUGCCAAUACCAGCGUUACAGCUCGUCCAUCAUUCGGUUCGAUUGAGCACGAGUUAGGUGGCUUACUUUCCAAAAUACUUUCCGUCAAAUGA